UUCCAGGACUACAACGACGACAUCCGGCAAGAGCAAAUGUGGGAGAUGCAAGUGUUGUCGAGUCAAAGGAACAGCAAGACGGACGAUGCGAAUGGGGGAGGGACACACGCUGAGGGCGGCGAAGACAGGCUGAGCGGUGGGGAGACGGGAGAUCAACAGCCGAAUAACGCCACCGCCGAAUCCCAAAGCCCUCGAGAUGAUGAAGAACAUCCUGCCAUGAGAGGGAUACAGACAGGUACUUCCCCUCCAACUUCCGACGUUCUUACUCCAGCCAACGGUAGCCAAGCUUCGCCAACAUCGGAUAACGGGGGAGGACCGUUGUGUCCAGCAGCAGCUCUCGGUACCCGAAAGAGACCCCUUUUGGCCGGAGGUCCCAGAACGUCGAUGACUCCGACCAAACGGACCGUGAUGAGUCUGUUAGCCAGAGCGAGAGCAGCUCAAGCUAAACAGUUGCCGGUAGCCGCGGCUGCUGCGUUUUCCAGAGGAGCCGCAGCUUUCGACGAACGGACGCCAACGUUGGUACCGCUCCUGAGAGAAGAUUAUAUGAGUGCAGUUAAUCUGAAUUUGAUCUAAGAUGCCAAUCUGUAGAACAACAUAAUUUCAUCAGCUCAAAUAUAGUGAUUUGGCAUUGUUUAUUCACCUUAAAUGUCAUCGUUGAAGAGUAAAUUCAAUUAUACUUUUAGGCAAAUCUUUUUACCUUUUUUUUUCUAAUAAGCCAGUAUCAUAACGAUUGAAGAAAACUGUUUAAAUCGAUGAGAGCUAUAUAAUAGAGCACAUUAAUGAAUUUACGGUACAGGGUGAUUUGAAAAUAGUAUGACGGGCCCAUUGAUAUUGAAAUUUACUCCAGGGUACUAUAAUUUAAAUCGCCUUGUACACUUAUGAAAAUCUCACUACUUUAUCAAUUAUUAAACAAUUAUGCACGGACCAAAGAAAUAUUUGAUAAAUAUUAGUGAAAGUUUGUUAUAAUCGUUUUUUCAUUCGGAUCAAAGUUUUGGAUAGUUACUCUCAUUUUUAUCACAACGAAAUAUAUUUUAAUCGUUUUUUCAUUGAAACCAUUCUGUGACAAGGGCGGUUCAAAAAUGUUCUUGCAUUUUUGUAUCAUCCUGUGACGGUAUAUAUCAUAAUUUAACUUAGUAGAAAAACUUCGUUCAGAGCUUUUGUUGGAAUCUAUUUAGAUUAGAAAUAAGACAUUUUAGAUGGAAAUUACAUUUGUUAUAAGUAUAUACAGGGUGUUGCACCACGAUAACCAAAAGAAUACCAUGUAUGACAGUUUCUCUUUUCAUGAUAGAGAUGUGAAGUUUCUUAAAAUUUCUAAAUUUUUGGACUACUUUCUCGCGCAAUAAUUUUUGCGAACACCCUGUAUGAAAAUUGUAGUAUCAAAAUAUAUUAGAAAAAUUUUAUUAUGAAUAGUUACUAGUUAUAUUGUAAUCCAGUGGCUUUCAUCAAUUAUAUGUUUUCUUUUCAUGGUUUGUAUGGUCACUGUAACUUUAAAUGAAUUUAUCUAUUUAAAUUGUAAAGUUUAAUAUUGUAACUAUGUGUAAUUUUAACAUAACAGUUUUAAUCGUGAAAGUCAAAUAACAAAUAGCUCACAGGAAUGAAGCAGAAAAAUAUUAAAAUGCUAAGGUUUUUAUACAAAUCUUUGAUGAUGUAUAUAUUUGAAAAAUACCAUUUUAUCUGUUUAAAAUCACUUUACAUUUACAAUUCAACAAUCUGAGAAUUUAAAUAAAUAAUUUUUAAUAAGGAGGAAUAGGUUGAAAAUAUCUUUUUGUACCAAAUAAUGGUAUUCACAAUCAAUUUUCCAGAAAACAGAAAUGUCCUCAUUAUUUUCUAUACCUUUCUCCAAUCAUAAUAUUGUUUCUGGUUUCGAACUGUGAGCGGAUUAUUUAAGUAUGCUUGCUAUGCUCAAACACAGUUAUCGUAGUUGAAAUAUACAGAGUCCAAACACAAGGCAUUUGUUAUCCAAGACCAGACAGCGCUAUUUGAACCCGCCGUAGGUCUCAUCAGUGGUUCUGGGCUGAACUACAAAUGCAUUUCUGGGCUCAACUGUCCUUAAAGAAAGAGCAUGUGUGAGAUGACAUACAACCUUACAAAUACGCCAUCUGUAGCGCAUAGUUUAUUAUGAAUUGUUGAAUUUUUCAAAAAACAUAAUUAACUCUGUUUGAGCAAAUCCCACAAUUUAAAUGUCAUUUUAAUAAUAUCAAGUAUAAAAACUGCUCUACUAUAA
Leptinotarsa decemlineata (Colorado potato beetle) is the source of this 2224-nucleotide messenger RNA. RefSeq lists its product as uncharacterized. Gene Ontology annotation, cellular component: nucleus. Gene Ontology annotation, molecular function: mRNA binding. NCBI's taxonomy places the organism in Eukaryota, Metazoa, Arthropoda, Insecta, Coleoptera, Chrysomelidae. Gene Ontology annotation, biological process: regulation of alternative mRNA splicing, via spliceosome. The record is from RefSeq and is a predicted model, not a curated record.